Morchella sextelata is the source of this 228-nucleotide messenger RNA. RefSeq lists its product as uncharacterized. Lineage: Eukaryota; Fungi; Ascomycota; Pezizomycetes; Pezizales; Morchellaceae. The coding region runs from base 1 to 228 and encodes 75 amino acids. The transcript has 5 exons. The record is from RefSeq and is a predicted model, not a curated record.
AUGUGCGAUACACCGUUCCCUAUGACACUACUUCAUUUUGAACGUUUCGGGCGGAUAGCCUACUCGCGAAUGAUCCAGACGUUGCAAUAUUCCACCAGGCUUUCAGGUGAAAGCUGCAAUUAUAUGAUUGGUAGUAAUGAGCGUUUCAGGCUAUGCCGGGAUGUGGGGGUAUUUUCUUCAGAAACAUACCCAUCUGGGCAUUAUCCAGCUUCUGCGGCAACGUUGUAA